UUAGAAGAGCUACUGCGUUGUCGUUGUUUACUUAUUGUCCACUCUGUAUUCUUAAAUGAUUUUUAAAGGAUGUAUUUCAUCUGGACUAUAUAUGAUCGAGUUACAGUCUUUUGGUUUAGUGUUUAUCUAUUUUAAUUGCCACUCUGAUACAGGGGGCAAUUGGAAAAAUUAGGAAGUAUAAGUAUGUUGUCCAAAAGCUAAGAAAAAACAGCACUUACAAAUUUGAACUUACAAGCUGUCGUGACAAUCAAAAGACAGAUUUUUUUCCAGGGAUCUUGUGGCAUCAUGGGGGUUCAGGGUUUCACAACUUACGUGGAAGGAAACCCGCAAUAUUUUAUUGAUGUGAAGUUAUGUAACACCAGGCUUGUUAUCGAUGGCAGCAGUCUGUACCACAGACUUUACUUGGCUACAGGCUUAGAUCAAAAGCAUGGAGGAGACUAUGACUCCUUUGCAGACCGCAUCCGGCAUUUUUUCAGGGCCCUUGCCCAGUGCAACAUACGCCCUUUUGUUGUGCUGGAUGGUGGGAUCGAUCACACUGACAAGAAGUUCGAAACUCUUAAGCAGCGAGCCCAGAGUAAGAUCAAAGGGGCCCACGCCCUGGCAACAGGAUCCUAUGGGAAUGUCAUACCAAUCCUCUCUAAAAACGUCUUCAGACAGGUCCUCUCCAGCCUACAUGUGCCAUUUGCUCAGUGCAUUGCAGAGGCUGACUGGGAAAUAGCUUCCCUGGCUAAUGAAUGGAAUUGUGCAGUGCUGACAAUGGACAGCGACUUCUACAUCUUUGACUUGAAGGCAGGAUGCCUUCCCAUUCCUUUAUUUCAAUGGAAUAGAGUGAAGACUUGUGAGAGGACCUCUGAGAGAUACAUCCCUGCCCGGCUCUUUUCCAUCAACAGAUUCUGUAUGCACUUCAACCACAUGAAUAAAGAACUCCUCCCAUUGUUCGCUGCCAUGGCAGGCAAUGAUUACACCAACAUGCAGGUGGCAAUGGAGACGUUCUUUACCAGGGUGACUGUAACGGAUGGGACAGGGCACUCCAGCAAGAGGACUCACCGCAUCCAUGACCUCCUCCACUGGCUUUCUCAGUUCUCAGGACCACAGGAGGCCCUGGAAGGGGUUCUAGUGAUCCUUGAAGGGACCUAUAGCAGGAACACUGUUCGUGCUGUCCUUUCUUCUGGAAUGGAGGAGUAUAGGUUGUCUUCCAGCAACCUGGUCCAGUUCUUCGAGGAGGGAGCACCAGUGUCCAAUCUGCCAGAGCCUGUUAGGGCGCUGCCCCCAUGGGUACUCCUGGCACUGGCUAAGGGACAGCUGGCCUCUUGCAUUCUCAAUGUGCUGCUGUUGCAGAGGGUAAUGUUGAAAGUUCAGGUGGAAGAUUUCCGGCUGCCUAGUUGUCAUGCAACCUCACAGCCCAUUCGACAGGUCCUUUAUGGACUGUUGCUUGAUGGGAAACAGGCACAGGCCAGUAGCAAGCCUGACAGGAGGUUGAACCCCAUGGACACGGGUGCAUCUUACUUUGUGGAAGAGUUUGAGAGGAAGGAUCUGCAACUGAGGUCCUCUUCUGUUCCAGCUGUCCCAACACAACUUCAGCAUCUGCCUCUGGAGAAACUGAAUGAGGCACCGGUGCUGCUCCGACUCCAGGUUCUUUUGAACACACUGGGGGUAAAUUCAUCUGUCUUGAAGAUGGUGCCAUCUCACCUCAGCUUGCCCAUAUGCGUUACUUGUUAUUGGCUGACUCAUGCCCAGCCCACACCUGACCUGCAGCAUCUUCAGGCCUUGCUGCUGGGAUUGGUCUAUGGAGAGCUCAGUAGACUGAGACAACAAAAUGAAUCGGCGGCAGAGAGUCCGGAGCUGCGGGCAGUCCGGCAGAGGCUGGGCCGUGUGCGGGUGCGGGCGACGGGGAAUGGGCUUGAUCUGAGUGUGGCGCAUGCCUUCAGCCAGUGGCAGUCCUGUCUGCGGUUUAGCCUGAUGCUGAACCAGCUACUUUGCUUUCCUCUGCCAAAGCCUGCAUGUGCCUGGCUGUACAAGGGAACACUGGUGCAUCAGGUCGUGCGUGAUUUCAGAGGAGGAUGUGACCCCGAAGCACUGCUGGAGGGACCCCCUUUUCCUAAGCAGCUCUUCAGAGACCUGCUGGGGGCAGUGCAGAAUUCUGUGGACAUAGAUGUCUUCACACCUGUCAAGAGGAGGGGGGGGCGACAGAGACUGACACAAGAGAAGCAGCAGCAGCACCCUCAGCAGCCACAAAACAGAAAGCACCAGAAGCAGAAAAAGCAGCAGGUGCAAAAGCAGGAGCAGCCACACCAGCAGCGUGUAGGGAGGGGACGCAGGCCCGUGGAGGAAGCCAAACCCAUCCAGGACCUGAACAACAGGUUUAAAUUACUGGCGUGUGAGGAUGAUGACGAUCAUGAUGAUGGCUGUGAUGAUGAGUAGGAGGUAAUUGCUCCAAUAUACCAAUUAUAAUGACAACAGGGCAAAGUAUCUGUGCUAAAUUAAAACCAUGUUAGUCCCAAAUUUGGGACUAUGGCUACUUCAUUUAGUUGACUCUUUAAAAAACUUCUUUUAAAUGAUAUAAUCUAUACAGUUGACUCUUUCCAACUACAUAUUCAGAACAGUUGUGAUCUUGUGCACUAAACCAGAGUAUGCAUUUGCCAGAACUUGUAAGGACUGUGGAGUCUCUUUUGAUCCCAGGUGUAGAUGUGAAUACCCACCUCUUCAGGCUGUUUGUCACAUUUCAUCAGUCCCAUCUCCAAUCUCACACUGCACUUCUACUGUAGCACUUUAAAUAACUAAUUAACCAAAUGUAUAUCUAUGUUCACCUGUAUGCAAUCUGAGCAUUAUCUUAGCAGUGAACUUGUGUUGUUUUCAGGUCUGUUUGUUGUCUACAGUCAUGCCUUGUUAGCUGCAUGUUACUCUAUAGUAUAAUGGCUAUGUAAGUCACUUUGGAUAAAAGUUUCUCCCAAAUUAAUAAAUACAAAUGUAGGCAAAGUCAGCUGGGACUAACAGCUGGCAAUACAAUGAAAUCUGCCAUCAUUGACUAUUGGACAAUUAUUUGGGGUUUGCUGUAUGGCUAACCCCCACCACCGGUAAUAGUUAGGCCAAUCACUGUUUACCAAUGGACCACAUUCCUCUCAUUUAUUUUCUGAUUAAAUAUAGCUAAAUUGUUUAAUAAUUU
Messenger RNA from Megalops cyprinoides (Indo-Pacific tarpon), 3163 nucleotides. RefSeq names its product asteroid homolog 1a (gene aste1a). The coding region runs from base 286 to 2421 and encodes 711 amino acids. The record is from RefSeq and is a predicted model, not a curated record. The transcript is spliced from 4 exons. Lineage: Eukaryota; Metazoa; Chordata; Actinopteri; Elopiformes; Megalopidae.